Molecule: messenger RNA, 186 nt
Organism: Bipolaris maydis ATCC 48331
Lineage: Eukaryota; Fungi; Ascomycota; Dothideomycetes; Pleosporales; Pleosporaceae
Source: RefSeq, a predicted model, not a curated record
AUGCAAGUGUCUAGUGGACUGUAUGUAGGUGACCCCGACGCCCAGGUACACGUGUAUCUCCACCAUGUGUUAGAGUUGGGUGAGUGGGUGUGUGUGGUGCGUGUGAGUGUUGUGCUUGCGUGCUUUUCACACACACACACUCACAGACAUACAUGCAUGCCGCUUCUUUUGCUCACUACCCAAUGA